AACAGGAAGAGAAAAUCCUUUCUGGAGAUACUCCUCUUCAUUGUCUUACCCUAUGGAGGAACCAGCCCUGCCCAUCCACAUUGCGGAGGGGAUAGACGUUCUGACUGAAAACAAAACCAUGGCAACAAAGGAGAAGCUGCAGUGUUUGAAAGAUUUUCACAAGGAUAUCCUUAAACCGUCCCCUGGCAAGAGUCCUGGGACACGGCCUGAGGAUGAGGCGGAGGGAAAGCCACCCCAACGGGAAAAAUGGGCCAGCAAGAUUGAUUUUCUGUUGUCCGUAGCUGGAGGGUUUAUUGGAUUAGGCAAUGUUUGGCGAUUUCCGUAUCUCUGCUAUAAAAAUGGCGGAGGUGCAUUUCUCAUACCUUAUUUCAUUUUUCUGUUUGGGGGAGGUCUUCCUGUAUUCUUCCUGGAAGUGGCCCUAGGACAAUAUACCUCUGAAGGAGGAAUUACAUGCUGGGAAAAGAUCUGCCCUAUUUUCUCUGGAAUAGGUUAUGCUUCCGUAGUGAUUGUGUCUCUUUUGAAUGUAUACUACAUCGUCAUCCUGGCUUGGGGAAUGUACUAUCUAUUCCAGUCAUUUUCGCACACUCUGCCAUGGGCUCAUUGUAAUCAAGAAUGGAAUACAGAAUACUGUGUGGAAGACACCCUCAGGAAGAACAAAACACUGUGGCUGUCACUCAAUGUCACUAACUUCUCAUCUCCUGUCACAGAAUUUUGGGAGCGGAAUGUUCUGGGGUUGACUUCAGGCAUUGAUGAACCUGGUGUUCUCAAAUGGGACCUGGCUCUUUGUCUUUUCCUUGUCUGGGUGAUUUGUUUCUUUUGCAUUUGGAAAGGUGUGAAGUCAACCGGGAAAGUUGUAUACAUAACAGCAACAUUUCCAUUCGUCAUGCUUUUGGUACUCUUAAUCCGUGGUGUCACUUUACCUGGAGCUGCAGAGGGCAUCAAAUUUUACCUUUAUCCGGACAUCACUCGUCUGUCCGAUCCAAUGGUCUGGAUAGAUGCUGGCACACAGAUCUUCUUCUCCUAUGCAAUCUGCUUAGGUGCAAUGACUUCACUGGGGAGCUACAACAAAUACAAAUACAACUGUUACAGGGACUGUUUGCUGCUGGGAUGCCUGAACAGUGGUACCAGUUUUGUGUCUGGCUUCGCAAUUUUUUCCGUCCUGGGCUUCAUGGCACAAGAGCAAGGGGUGGACAUUGCUGAUGUGGCAGAGUCAGGUCCAGGUCUGGCUUUCAUUGCUUAUCCAAAAGCUGUGUCCAUGAUGCCGCUGCCAACUUUUUGGGCUAUUCUUUUCUUUGUUAUGCUUCUGUUGCUUGGCCUGGACAGCCAGUUUGUUGAAGUUGAAGGGCAGAUCACAUCGUUAGUUGAUCUGUACCCAUCCUUCCUAAGGAAGGGUUACCGACGGGAAAUCUUCAUUGCUAUAAUCUGUUUCCUCAGCUAUCUUCUGGGACUAACUAUGGUGACUGAAGGUGGCAUGUAUGUGUUUCAACUCUUUGACUACUAUGCAGCUAGUGGUGUAUGCCUUUUGUGGGUCGCAUUCUUUGAAUGCAUUGCUGUAGCCUGGGUUUAUGGCGCUGACAAUUUUUACGAUGCCAUUGAAGAUAUGAUUGGUUACAGGCCUGGUCCUUGGAUGAAAUGGAGCUGGAUUCUAAUCACACCAAUUCUCUGCGUGGGGUGCUUCAUAUUUUCUUUAGUCAAGUAUACCCCCCUGACCUACAACAAGGUCUACAUCUACCCUACAUGGGCAAUCGGUCUGGGUUGGAUACUUGCUCUUUCAUCUAUGAUCUGCAUCCCAUUGGUUACAGUUAUCCGUAUCCUGCAGUCGGAUGGCUCUCUCCUUGAGAGGAUAAAGACAAUGGCUGCUCCUCGUGAGAUCACGCGGUGGGACAAAGAAACAGAGGUUGCUGCCACGUUCGGCCCUCCUGGCCUGGCCAACGGAGAACUGAUCAAGCCAAGUCAUGUCAUCGUGGAGACAACAAUGUGAGCUCUCUCUAUGAGAGGAGGACACCUGCUUUAAAACUGCUGUUUACUAACCAUAGAAUCUUUCAUAGGACCAGGUUUACAGAGCUUUAUAUUUGCACUAGGGUUAUUUUUAUUUCUCAUAGAGAAAAGUAAUUUUUUUGUGUGUUUGGUUUUUAUUUUUUAAUAUUUUGUAAAGUAAAUCACAGCAGAUGGCUGUCCUGCUCUAUUUAGAAACAGAGCUUUCAUAUCAAAUUAGGCACACUGCAGGAAUUUAUCUUCUAUUUUUCCACACAGCAUAUCUAACUAACUUUUAUUCAUACGGCUACUUUACCAUUUUUAGUUGAUUUUUCUUGCCAACAAUAUACCCAGGCGCAAUCCUAUGCAUACUAUCUUGCAAAUAUGCCUCAAUAACCUAAUGGGACUUACGUCUGGGUAGACAUAUGUAAGAUUGUGCUGAUAUGUAUACAUACAUGUGCACGUAUACAAGUUUUAGGUUUCUCUGGGUGUUGAUAUGGUUGGGGACAGGGUAUUGCAAAGUUUUAUUUUGGACUUUUUUUUAACCAAAAAGGAAAAAAAAAAAAGCUCUGGCAUUUUAGAAACUGGUUUUUAAGGUGUGGCACUAUCUUCUUCUGGUAGAGACAGGAAAAAUUAAAGAAAGUACAUGUUUUUAUGUUAUGUGAGUGAGCCAUGUGGCAAUAUAUUUAUGUGAUAAUUGGAAGCUGCAAUAUUGUAGCUGCAAUUGUAUGCCACCCAAAGUCAUUUUUUUUUUGGUAAGAUGGAUGACCAUGUAAAUUUGAUAAAUUAAUAAAUAUAAGAUGGGGUUGGAACUAGGGGAAUAAUCUGAGCAGUUUGUGAAUCAGGCUCUAAGAAGGUGGCAGAAUCAUUCUUGCUGGGAAGGCAUUUUAACUGAUAAUCUUUUGGGGACAGAGGAGACUAUUUCUUCCAUCACCGGAGGAAUUGAUUCUACAUUCAUUAGCAAGGACAGUUUCUAUGCAGACUUAAAUACAGACUACGGUUGAGUUUCUCAUAGAUUUAGAGAGAUUAUCUAAGAGUUGAUGUAAAAUACUGGUAAGCCUGAAUCUGUCACCUAUUGUUAUCUCAGUCUUAGACAGGAAUAUAAAUAUGAUAGUGUAAUCAUGUAACUAAAGAAUGUAACAACUGGCCCAUUCUUGUAGUCUGCACCUGAGAAAUAAGUCAUUUGGACUUCGAUUUUGUUAGAAAGUUAGGUUAGUGUUGGAAAACUCAUUAUAUAAUGGUACAUUUACAAAGAUGCUGCAAACCAUAUUUAAAGUCACAAAUUUGCCAAACUUUAUCUUUGUUAGAACGAAAAAAGGAAUAUUGGGCGUGUAUCAUAGCAGUCAGCUAAGUUGCAUAGCGGUGAGUGCAGAUGGAAAAAAACGUCAACUAGAACCUAUCGAUGAAGCUACUGAAACAAGAAAUCACAGUGCAGUUGAGGAAAAGUAGACUGAUAUUCACAGGCUUAAACUGUCGUCAUUUAUAUUGAUCCAAGAAAACGCAAGCAGUUCAAGUAAGCUGUAAAUUUAUUUUAGACUGAACAAGGCAUAAAAUACUUAAUGGGAAUUGUAUUGAUAAGUUAAGUCCCCCACUUUUCCCAAAAUGAGGAUUUGCCUCUGGAAAAGUCACCCCGAAUCCUGCAAAGCUUACGUUUUGUUUUCAAUCUUCAUUGAGUAGUGGCUCAAUCCUUUUCCAUAUGGGCAUUGAUCUUGGGGGAAGGGUGCCCCCUUUAAGCUUUAUAUUGGUAGUAAACACAAUUUGAGCAGGAUUGUGAGCCAAAAAUAGCAAAACCCCUUUCCUUUGUAAUUGUCUGUCAAUCAAGAUACUGUAGUUGAAACUGGAACUUAGCCAGUAUUUAAAAACAUUCCUAUAUGCUUUAAGAAAAGGAAAGAAAUUAAGAAACAGUUUAUGUCUUAUGUUCUCUAUGGCCACUGCUUAUGCAUUAUGCACAUACUUGUUAUGUUAGUUUUAUAUAUAUAUAUAUAAAUAAAAGAACUGUAAAUAAAGGACCAAAACAGUUAUUUCAGGUGUCUUGUUUAGCCGAUAUUUGUUUGUGGAUGGAGUCUGUGAUUUAUUUUAUUUGAGGGAACAGAGCUUGCAGUAUAUGCAGGUGGCCAUGAACAGAACGCUUUGCUUUCUUGUUACCAAGAGCUGAUAAGUAAACACUUCCAGAGUACAAAUCCUUUGGAAAUGUUUAUCUUCAUACUAUACUGAAAAAUGGCCAGUAAAAAGGUUAGUUACAGAAGAAGCAAGGAAGCCAAGAGAAGGCUACUGUUUGGCUUCGUUUUUUAAUCC
Molecule: messenger RNA, 4269 nt
Organism: Thamnophis sirtalis
Lineage: Eukaryota; Metazoa; Chordata; Lepidosauria; Squamata; Natricidae
Source: RefSeq, a predicted model, not a curated record